Messenger RNA from Actinia tenebrosa (Australian red waratah sea anemone), 2162 nucleotides. RefSeq lists its product as uncharacterized. The record is from RefSeq and is a predicted model, not a curated record. Lineage: Eukaryota; Metazoa; Cnidaria; Anthozoa; Actiniaria; Actiniidae.
AAAAAAUAUUCUUAUUCCUGAAAUAAUCUUGGUGAAGACUAGUAGACGAACGGUCGCGUUCAGGUACUGUCACAUCCUUCAAAGUUACUGACGAGUUGUUAAUAGCUUCUUGACUAAAGGCAAAUACUAAUAAAGGCYUAUUUAACAUUGAACAAUAGCUAAGGAUGACGACCAAUCAGGACGCGAGUAUUGGAGUAGCCUGAAAUGAUACGGCAGUCUCACAAUAGUCCACCAUUACCAGCCCUCCCACGUCCAACGAAGUCCUCUGAUUUUCUUCUGUUUCCUAUCUACUAGAAUGAAACAGCUGCCCUAUCUUCAUAUGCCUUUUGUUUCUACCGAGAAAACAAGCUCUCCACUUAAUAGACAAAUUAUUACUGGUCAACUUCCUAAAUUUAUCCAACAGAGAGAAGCGAUUCAUAGCGGCUUUCGACAAGUUGGUAUUCGUGUUUACUGUAUUCAUUUAACCGACUGUUCGCUGCCAAACAUUUGAUACAACUCAKAAAAAUCAAGAAACCUGAGUUGCGAAAUUUUGCGGAUUGACAAUUCAUCUCUUUUGCCGGUUUGGAAACGCAAGUGUUAGGACUGGGUUGCUAACGUGUAAUUCUCAAGCAAGUUCCUGUUUGGAUAAGAGAUCUGUUUAUCGUAUUAAUACUUAAAGCGAUGGAAGAGAGUGGAUCAAAAAAUUCCCUAGUAGACUUUGUCAGCAUCGCUACUAGUAAUAUCAAACUCGCACUUGGUAGACCAGUGAAGCCUAAGCGAAAAGUCAAUCAUCGUAAAUAUUUACAACGCCAGCUAAAAGGCCGAUCGUCUUACUCGUCUACUACGACAAUUAUCGACCCGAUAAAUCUCUUCAACUUUCAAAAACCGGAAGGCAAAAUCAUGAAAAACGGGGAUGGGCUAGAAUCAUCAACAUUGAAUGGCGUGUUUAAUGCUAGCAAAACCCAUACUCAGGAUAAGAACCUUGAAAAAGCAGCAAAGCCAUGGCCGCCGAAGGAGAAACAUUCCGCACCUGUUUCACCGCUGAAGCAGACCAGGUCUGUCAACACAAGUGUGCCCAAUUUAGUAGACGUAGAUAAAGUCAUGACAGCAGUUCGAGUCCCAAUGUUGGCUAGUCCACCACCACUGAAGAAGCGCAAGGCGGCUGCAGAGGUAAUGACUUGGACGGAAGAACCUGUCAAAGUCCCUAGACAUACCCACUAUAUCACAACGAACAAAAACGUUAACCAACAGCACAAUAACGUGAACAUCGAAAAUGCAGUACAAAAGAGUAGCUCAGAACUAUUCGAAUGGUUCGGCCCUGAGUUUGACGACCUUCUCGAACGAUGGUCUGAGGUGUCAGAGAGYGCAUCUUCAGAUUCCGUAAGGACAGCAGAGUCUAACCGCUCAGGAAGUCAUUCCGAAAGUUCUUCCGGUGCUGAUCCCUAUUCUCCGAACUCUGUUUCUGAUAUAUCAGAUAACGGCAAUACAUUCGAAGACGUAUUCUACGAACAGCUUAUGCGUUUUUCUUCUUCGUCUUCUCCUGCUGAAACGAGAUCAAGUUCAUCCCUCCAAAAAUUCCACUCAGGCAACUUGAACUAUUACCAUUCACAAGGACUUACACAGAGUAAUUCACACUGUGGGUCAGAAUACCUGAUUCCCGGGUCUUCUAGUGUAGAAAGCAACACUUGGUUAAACAAGGCUAAUACUGGCCGUGUACGUUAUGCUACAAAUAUGGAUUAUACCGCUUUUUCUUAAACAAUUCCGCUUUUCAUUUCGAGUCUCCGUAAUAGGAACAAUAUACGAAACUGAGCGGUAGUUCUUUACUAACCAAAUCUCUUUGAUCAAUUCUCAUGAUCGAGAAAAUAGAUAACUGUAUAUACCGUCAAUUUGUUUUUCUCAUGCAAGUCUUGAAAGCUUGUUAGUACAGGCCCAGACUAGAAGAGAUCACUGGUAACUCUUGACUAUUUUUCUCAUUGACAUUAACACUUUCUUAAUUACCAAUUUUGGGCUUUUGUUCAAGGAUAUUUCACCCAAAAAUAAUCGUAUUUUUGUAAUAAUUCUUAAGGAGAAUAGAUCUAUGUAUUACAUCUUCAGACGAAAACUGUAUAACUAGCUAUGAUCGAAUUCUAGUAUUUUGAGCAUUAAAUGCGAGUAUUUCUAUACUCAUUCUUGUUAAAAUUGAA